Chelonus insularis is the source of this 1403-nucleotide messenger RNA. Its product is annotated as blue-sensitive opsin-like. NCBI's taxonomy places the organism in Eukaryota, Metazoa, Arthropoda, Insecta, Hymenoptera, Braconidae. The record is from RefSeq and is a predicted model, not a curated record. Gene Ontology annotation, biological process: G protein-coupled receptor signaling pathway; phototransduction; cellular response to light stimulus. Gene Ontology annotation, molecular function: G protein-coupled photoreceptor activity. The transcript has 6 exons. Gene Ontology annotation, cellular component: plasma membrane; photoreceptor outer segment. The coding region runs from base 409 to 1383 and encodes 324 amino acids.
ACAGAUGAACAACACUUUAAAAAACGAGAUGUAUAGAACAAUUGUCAAUGUUUAACUAUUAUUCUCUUCACGUUUAAAAGUAUUUGAAAUACUAAAUCCCAAUUAUUCUUAUAAUGGAAUAGCAUUUUAUAAUAAAAGAUAAAAGUAUAAAUAUCCUUUUUGUUUAAAAAUUUAAUAAUUUUAUUGAUUAUUCACAGUAAAGAAAUUAAUUUUCUAACUAUAGCACGUUUUAACUUUUCUAAAAAAGUAAUAGGUUUUGCAGAAUAAGUCAUUAUUUUUUAGCUUUUGAUCUCACGAAUUCGUGGUGCGCAGUAUCAUCCUUCGACAUUAAUAUAUAAACGAUGUGAAAUUCGAAUCCUACUCGCAGUUGUGAUCGAAACACCCGCGAGUUGUUCAAAGUAUCUAACAAUGUCUAAUGAUUCUUUGACAUUAGAAGAAAAAAAUCAUGCUGGCUAUUUAGCAGUCACAGUUAUACUCAGUUUUAUUGGAUUAUUUGGAGUUGUUUUUAAUUUAACUGUUAUUGUUGUCAUUUCUGUGGAUUCUAAAAUGCGUCGAACACCGAUUAAUGUUAUUUUAGUUAAUCUUGCGAUUGGGGACUUUUUAGUAGCACUUUUGGGUGAUCCACUUGCUUUAAUAUCAGCUUAUCACGGAGGAUGGUAUUGGAAUCAUGAAGCUUGUGUUUGGUAUGCAUGGCUCAUGUGCACCUUAGGACUUGUAAGCAUUGGACAUUUAACAGUCAUGGCAAUUGAACGAUGGUUCUUGGUAGUAAAGCCAAUGUACACACUAACUUUUAAAUCUACGAUGAUACUAGUAUGUUGUAUAUGGGUCUAUGCUCUGUCUUUAAGUCUACCACCUCUAAUUGGUUGGGGUAGUUAUGGUCCCGAAGCUGCUAAUGUAUCAUGCAGUGUCCGAUGGGAAGUUCGCGAUACUAAUCAUACAGAUACCUACAUUGCAUUUUUAUUCUUUUUCGGAUUAAUUAUGCCAGUUAUUAUCAUAACGUCUGCUUAUGCUGACAUCAUUUGCACUCUGAAGAAAGUCAAAAAACGAAUAGGGACCAGCAGAAGACGAGAAAGAAGAGUAACCAUCAUGGUAGCAUUAAUGAUUAUUGCAUUUUUAAUUGCUUGGACACCUUAUGCUAUAUUUGCUAUCGCAGUGCAAUAUUUUUAUUAUCAUCCAACUGGUUUAAUUACCAUCAUUCCUAGUCUCCUAGCUAAAACUUCAAUUUGUUACAAUCCUAUUAUUUAUGCUGGAUUGAAUACACAGUUUCCUCGUUCAUUAAAAAAAAUUCUCGGAGUCAAAGAUUCGACUUUUUCGACAACAACCAAAUGUCCAGAUACCAAUGCUGUAGCACUCAGAUCAAUUAAUACAGAUGAUAAAGAGUAAUAAAUACUUUAAAACUUGUA